AUGGCGCCGUCGACGGAGUCCAAGAAGCGCAAGGCUGUCACAAAGGAUGUCGAGGCAGACACUCAUGUCGUGUCCGGCGAGGAGUUUCGCUUCGAUUCGUCCGGUUCAGAGAGCUCGGACGAGGAAUCAGACAUCGAGCUGAUAGAUGACUUCAGUGACGAGAGCGAGGACGAGUCGAUAGAGGAUGGCUUAGUUUCAAAGGGCGAGCUGCCGGUUCACACUAAAAAUGGAAAGCUAGGGAAAAUGAGCAGUGUUGCGGUUCAGGAUUCGGAGGACGAAGAUCAAGAUACUGUCAAUUACCGCAUAACGAAGGACGCGAAUGGCAAUGAUCGGUAUAUUUAUGAUGAGAUAAACCCGGAUGAUAACUCAGACCUGUCUGAAGUCGACGAAGAAGCCAAUACAAUUGGGAAUAUCCCUACAUCCUUUUAUGAUGCCUACCCGCACAUCGGAUAUAAUAUCAAUGGAAAGAAGAUUAUGCGCCCAGCCAAGGGGGAGGCAUUGGAUGCGCUGCUUGACACUAUUGAAAUACCAAAGGGAUGGACUGGAUUAACUGACCCAGCCACAGGCAAACCUCUGCAAUUGAGCCAGGACGAGCUCACCCUGCUCAGCAAACUACAGAUGAACGAAGUCACCCAAGAUGGAUAUAACCCGUACCAGCCAACCGUCGAAUAUUUCACAAGCAAAGAAGAGAUUAUGCCAUUGAGUGCUGCUCCUGAGCCCAAGAGGAGAUUCGUGGCCUCCAAACAUGAAGCCAAGCGAGUGAUGAAGAUGGUGAAGGCGAUUCGAGAGGGAAGAAUAUUGCCGUUCAAACCACCAGCGGAAGAGGACGAAUCUCAGGAUAACAUCCAGACUUUCGAUCUCUGGGCCAACGAGACACCCCGAGAUGAUCACCCCAUGCACAUUCCUGCGCCGAAGCUACCACCACCAGGCUACGAGGAGAGUUACCAUCCUCCUCCAGAGUAUCUACCUGACGAAAAGGAGAGACGAGCCUGGGAGAAACAGGACCCAGAGGACCGCGAGAAGCCCUUCUUACCAAGAGACUAUGGCUCACUUCGGAAAGUUCCUGGGUUUGAGGCUUUCGUUAAGGAGAAAUUCGAACGCUGUCUUGACCUGUACCUGGCUCCAAGAGUACGCAGGAACAAGCUAAACAUCGACCCAGCCAGUUUGCUUCCAAAGUUACCCAGUCCAGAGGAGCUAAAACCCUUCCCAACUACCUGUUCCGCACUAUUCCGUGGCCACAAGGGACGUGUGCGUAGUGUUGCUGUUGACCCAACAGGACUUUGGCUAGCCAGCGGUGGAGAUGACGGUACAGUCCGAGUGUGGGAACUUCUCACAGGCCGUCAACUCUGGAGUGUUCAGUUGAACGAUGAUGGGCCCAUUAAUGUCGUUCGAUGGAGACCUGGAAAGGACGCUGUUGUUCUAUCCGCUGCCGCAGGUGAUGCUGUAUACCUCAUGAUACCAGACAUCCUCAGCCCUGAGCUUGAAUCAGCCAGUCUUGACGUAGUGGAUGCCGGAUGGGGUUACGCUGCCACGGCUUCGAAGGGUUCUCAGAGCACUGAGCAAAAAGGAUCUAAAGUCCAAUGGGCUCGACCUCUGCCCUCUCUCGCUGAAAACGGUGUAUAUGCAACGAUCCCACUAGGACAUAUCGUCAAGUCGAUAUCAUGGCAUCGACGCGGUGAUUACUUUGUCACCGUUUGCCCUGCAUCAGCAACUCCCGCCUCACUCGCAACUGCUAUCCAUACCCUUUCAAAACACUCAACACAAUACCCAUUCCGCAAGCGCCUCAAGGGAGGUGGUCCUCCUCAGGUAGCUCAUUUCCACCCCGCAAAACCCAUCCUCUACGUUGCCAACCAACGGGUCAUUCGAUCGUACGACCUCUCUCGCCAAUCUUUGUUGAAGAUCCUACAACCCGGUGCGCGCUGGAUAUCAUCUUUCGACAUUCAUCCAACUUCAUCUGUUACCUCAGGUGAUAACUUGAUUGUUGGAUCGUAUGAUCGUCGUCUGCUCUGGCAUGACGUUGACUUAUCUGAUCGGCCAUAUAAAGCCCUACGCUACCACAGCAAAGCUAUUCGAGCCGUGAAAUACCACCCUCGGUACCCUCUCUUCAUUGAUUCUAGUGAUGACGGUCUUCUUCAGAUCUUCCACGGCAGUGUAACAGGAGAUCUCAUGAGCAAUGCAAACAUUGUUCCAUUAAAAGUCCUUCGUGGACAUAAGGUUGUUGGAGACUUGGGUGUGUUGGAUGUUGACUGGCAUCCUAGAGAGGCAUGGUGUGUCAGUGCGGGCGCAGAUGGCACAUGUAGACUUUGGAUGUAG
Messenger RNA from Nannizzia gypsea CBS 118893, 2313 nucleotides. RefSeq names its product eukaryotic ribosome biogenesis protein 1. Gene Ontology annotation, biological process: ribosome biogenesis; maturation of LSU-rRNA from tricistronic rRNA transcript (SSU-rRNA, 5.8S rRNA, LSU-rRNA). Lineage: Eukaryota; Fungi; Ascomycota; Eurotiomycetes; Onygenales; Arthrodermataceae. The coding region runs from base 1 to 2313 and encodes 770 amino acids. Gene Ontology annotation, molecular function: protein binding; ribonucleoprotein complex binding. Gene Ontology annotation, cellular component: preribosome, large subunit precursor; PeBoW complex. The transcript has a single exon. The record is from RefSeq and is a predicted model, not a curated record.